AUGGAUGAUUUCUUGACGUUGGGAAGAUAUUGUUUCGGUUUCAUGAUUUGCGUUGAAUUGAUGACGUUGACUUCAUUAAUCUGCAUGGUUUGCAUGGUUUACAUUGGAGCCUCUCCAAACAUUGCUUCUUGUGGAAAUGUGACAUUCGUUGAUCAAAAAGAAGCCUGCGAACGGCUUCCAAUUCUAUUGGAGACGACGAAGUGUGAACCACAACUAGAAUAUCAAUUUCUGUCUGUGAAUGUUGAGUACAAUCUGCUUUGCAAAGAUGCACAUCUUGUGAAGAAUUCGAUCUCUGUGCAAAUGUUCGGUGUUCUUGUCGGUGCUUUCUUUUUCGGACAACUCUCGGACAGUUACGGCAGGAAAUUGACGAUUCUGAUCUCUCUAUUCUGCAUCUCGGUCACUUCCCUAAUCAACGCCUAUGUCCCAUCGUUUGCCUAUUUCUAUUGGGUCCGCGUCUUGGUCGGUUUCUUCACUGGUGGGCUGUCGACUGCAAUGGGCGUCUACAUGAUCGAGAAUAUCCCGAAGAAACACCGAAUGUGGAUCUCAACAGUCAUCACAUGGUCUCCUAACUUUAUCGUUUUCCCGAUUAUUGCCUAUUUUUGCCACGAUUGGCGAAGUUUGCUGAAAGCGAAUGCCGUUUGUGCGAUGUUAUCCGCUUUGUCACUUUGUUUCCUUUUCGAAUCCCCGCGUUUCUUGAUUCAAAAAGGUCGAGUCGAGGAGGCAAGACGGGUUUUCUCGAAGAUUCGACGCAUCGACGGAGACUCAAAGCACCGCUACAAUCACGAGGAAUUAGAGGAAAUGCUGAAACAUGAGCAAAUGGCAAUCGAGAAUCGAGCAAAGAAACAAAGGAAAUACACAUAUUAUCACAUUUUGUGCACUUGGGAGAUGCUCGCCUGGACGGCCACUUUAGCAUUUGGAAUUGGCGCCACUUCACUCACCAACUAUGGCCUCAUGUUCAACAUGGAGAAGUUGAGCGGAUCACUGUAUUGGAAUAAUGUCUGGCUUGGGAUAAUUCGCUGGUCGAUGAACAUCUCGGUGGCGAUCGGCGACUAUUUCUGUGAGCGCUUCGGUCGAAAGCCGAUCAACGUGCUGGCUCUUGUCUUCAAUGGAUCGUGUCUUGUGUGGAUUUGUUGGACAUAUUAUCAAGGAACACAAAGUGACGGUGGUUGGGUGUUGCGUAGUUGUACGAUCGGCAUCACCGCAAUGUGCAGUCAGUUAUACUUGGCCAAAUUCAUGGCCUGCAACGAGUUGUACCCGACCGCCGUGCGCAAUCUGGCCGUCUCGAAUCUCUCAAUUUGGAGUCGCAUCGGCACGAUGGCCGCGCCGCAGUUGUUUCAAUUGAGUGACAUCAGUUCAUCGCUUCCCUAUGUGAUUCUUCUCGUUUUCACCCUUCUUGACCUUGCCGCUUUCGAGAUUUUCAUCCCCGAAACGAAGGGAAACGCGCUCACAAACAAUCUGCCACCAAAAGAACAACGAAUCUUCUAUCAAAAUAAGAAAAGACGGCAAUCACUUGUCACUGAAGCUAUU
Mesorhabditis belari is the source of this 1527-nucleotide messenger RNA. Lineage: Eukaryota; Metazoa; Nematoda; Chromadorea; Rhabditida; Rhabditidae. The record is from the annotation of a GenBank genome assembly.